AUUGCCUUUGAAGUAAGGGAUCUAACAUUAAGUAGCCCUAUUUUGAGAUGUGAGGUAUCAUGAUCUCUUUCAGUAAUGACUGGAAUGGAGGUGGUCUUUAUCCUAGUGAGAUUGCUAAGGCGAACACCGCCAUGUUUAGUUUUGCCCAACCUAGGUCGAGGCACAGACACAGUCUCAAUGGUGAUAGCUGAGCUGACUACGCUGACUGCUGGCUAACAGCCUGCUGCCUGGCCUGCACCCUAUUUCAUUGUGGAGCUAGAGGAGUUAGAGCCCUGUCUAUGUUGGUAGAUAAGAUGAGAGCACCCCUCCAGCUAGGAUGGAGUCCGUCACUCCUCAGCAGGCCAGGCUUGGUCCUGUUUGUGGGUGAGUCCCAGAAAGAGGGCCAAUUAUCUACAAAUUCUAUCUUUUGGGAGGGGCAGAAAACAGUUUUCAACCAGCGAUUGAGUUGUGAGACUCUGCUGUAGAGCUCAUCACUCCCCCUAACUGGGAGGGGGCCAGAGACAAUUACUCGAUGCCGACACAUCUUUCUAGCUGAUAUGCACGCAGAAGCUAUGUUGCGCUUGGUGAUCUCUGACUGUUUCAUCCUAACAUCGUUGGUGCCGACGUGGAUAACAAUAUCUCUAUACUCUCUACACUCGCCAGUUUUAGCUUUAGCCAGCACCAUCUUCAGAUUAGCCUUAACGUCGGUAGCCCUGCCCCUGGUAAACAGUGUAUGAUCGCUGGAUGAUUAGUUUUAAGUCUAAUACUGCGGGUAAUGGAGUCGCCAAUGACUAGAGUUUUCAAUUUGUCAGAGCUAAUGGUGGGAAGCUUCGGCGUCUCAGACCCCGUAACGGGAGGAGUAGAGACCAGAGAAGACUCGGCCUCUGACUCCGACCCGCUGCUUAAUGGGGAAAACCGGUUGAAAGUUUCUGUCUGCUGAAUGAGCGACACUGGUUGAGCUUUCCUACAGCAUUUCCUUCCAGAAACCGUGAGAAAGUUGUCCGGCUGCGGGGACUGUGCCAGGGGAUUUAUACUACUAUCUGUACUUACUGGUGGCACAGACGCGGUUUCAUCCUUUCCUACACUGAAAUUACCCUUGCCUAACGAUUGCGUCUGAAGCUGGGCUUGUAGCACAGCUAUCCUCGCCGUAAGGCGAGUACAGAGACUACAAAUAGUAGGCAUCAUGUUAAUGUUACUACUUAGCUUCGGCUGUUGGAGGUCCUGACGAAUCGUGUCCAGAUAAAGCGUCCGGAGUGAAAAAGUUGAGGAAAAAAUAAAUAAAUAUAUGAACGGUAAUUAAAAAGUGAAAACCGUAAAGUUGUCAGGUAGCAAAAUAGGUUGGCAACAAAACGCACAGCAACUCGAAAAACAAGCCUGCAAGUUGUGACCGGAAAUACCCAGAUGGUCCAAUAAACUGUAUGCACCCACACUGGUCAGCUUUGAUAUCCAAGGUCUCUAAUGUUCAGUGUAGCUUUGUAACUGUCUGCUCUGCUUUCACACAGCUCAUUCUACAAAGGGUUAACCUGGUACUAGCUAGAGAAAAAGCGACAGUCUUCUCUUUGUACAUUGUCAGAUGUCGAAGGGGGUAGUGGGCACCCCCUGGUGUCAGGUCAGAUGUCCAAGGGGGGUAGUGGGCACCCCCUGGUGUCAGGUCAGAUGUCCAAGGGGGGUAGUGGGCACCCCCUGGUGUCAGGUCAGAUGUCCAAGGGGGGUAGUGGGCACCCCCUGGUGUCAGGUCAGAUGUCCAAGGGGGGUAGUGGGCACCCCCUGGUGUCAGGUCAGAUGUCCAAGGGGGGUAGUGGGCACCCCCUGGUGCCAGGUCAGAUGUCCAAGGGGGAUAGUGGGCACCCCCUGGUGCCAGGUCAGAUGUCCAAGGGGGAUAGUGGGCACCCCCUGGUGUCAGGUCAGAUGUCCAAGGGGGGUAGUGGGCACCCCCUGGUGUCAGGUCAGAUGUCCAAGGGGGGUAGUGGGCACCCCCUGGUGUUAUGUCAGAUGUCCAAGGGGGGUAGUGGGCACCCCCUGGUGUCAGGUCAGAUGUCCAAGGGGGAUAGUGGGCACCCCCUGGUGUCAGGUCAGAUGUCCAAGAGGGGUAGUGGGCACCCCCUGGUGUUAUGUUAGAUGUCCAAGGGGGGUUGUGGGCACCCCCUGGCGUUAUGUCAGAUGUCCAAGGGGGGUAGUGGGCACCCCCUGGUGUCAGGUCAGAUGAUCUGCGAGGUCCAUCACGAUGGUGAGACGAUUAGGGACAUGUUGUAACGUUGGAGCUGGAGGUUCAGGGACCCUGAGGACUAUGGGGAACCUAGAGCCAGGAGCGGAUUGAUGAUGCCCUAUGUUUAUUGAUGGUGCCUUGUGAGAUUUGGAGUCUGGAGACUUUUUGAGCCGAGUCAGGUAAUUGAGGCUCCAGCUGCUCCAAAGGGGUGAUGUGGUCAUUAGCCCUGGGGGCGAUGUGGACUGAGGGGUGGGGGAGCCUUUUUAUUCAGCCCAACCUUCCUGCCUCAUCAGAGCUGCUGGCUCGUUAGAGCAGCCACUGAGACCAAUCAAUAGAACCAUUAAGUGUAGUGAGUGAAUGGAUUUAACUGGGUGUGAUUGGUCAGAGCUGCAUCGCUUAUAGAAACUUGAAUCUCACUCUCUGUCUCUCUCUGUGUGUCCCCCCCCUCCUUUCACUUUCUCAGUCUUCCACUUUUGCUCUCUCUUUUCUAUCGUAUAAAGGAAGAGAAAGCCAUGGCCAAUUUUCACCCUUUUAUACCUGUCCAUACCCAGCCUCUCUGGGUGUUAGAAUGAUCUGAGAAAGUGGGCGUCCCUUUGUGCCGGAGGGACUUGUGCAGCUCCUCAGUCACACUGACAAUAAGCCCACCUGGCACUCCCAGCUCCCUUCAAGCUGCCAUGCCAGAGUGGCCACAGAGCACUCACCUGCUCGCCUUUGAUUUACUAUGGCUCUCCCCCCCUUUUAUUCCAUGUUAAUUAUCUUAUUCCACAUUAACAUGAGUGAAGGCGGGUUCUAAUAAAGGAAAAAAGGCUCAUUUUUCUAAAAGUGCAGAGCUUGCAAACCUCAUUAACACACUUCAAAAGGAAAUAUAAAACAUUUAUCUGCGAGCAACAGUUUGAGUAAAUUAAAUAAUUUAGUUGCAGUGCUAUUCCCUAAGAUUCUAUUAAGAGCCAUAAAGCUGAGUGAGAGGGAAAAAUCACUGGCUUUUAUCCCCCUUCCCUCACCCUCUCCUACAUCCAUUCUUCUUCCUCCCAUGCCCUCCAUCCCU
Messenger RNA from Oncorhynchus keta (chum salmon), 3230 nucleotides. RefSeq names its product keratin, type I cytoskeletal 9-like. NCBI's taxonomy places the organism in Eukaryota, Metazoa, Chordata, Actinopteri, Salmoniformes, Salmonidae. Bases 1594 to 2097 code for a protein of 167 amino acids. The record is from RefSeq and is a predicted model, not a curated record. The transcript has 2 exons.